Thamnophis sirtalis is the source of this 3570-nucleotide messenger RNA. It is a transcript of the gene HOXD9, whose product is annotated as homeobox D9. Gene Ontology annotation, biological process: anterior/posterior pattern specification; embryonic skeletal system morphogenesis; DNA-templated transcription. Lineage: Eukaryota; Metazoa; Chordata; Lepidosauria; Squamata; Natricidae. Gene Ontology annotation, cellular component: nucleus. Gene Ontology annotation, molecular function: DNA-binding transcription factor activity, RNA polymerase II-specific; RNA polymerase II cis-regulatory region sequence-specific DNA binding. The record is from RefSeq and is a predicted model, not a curated record.
UUCCCAUCCCUCCCCAAAAUGUCCUUUCCCAACAGCUCUCCUGCCGCCAACACCUUCCUAGUCGACUCCCUGAUCAGCGCCUGCAGGAGCGAUAGCUUUUAUUCCAACGGCGCCAGCAUGUACAUGCCGCCGAGCACAGACCUUGGCACCUACGGGAUGCAAACCUGUGGACUCCUACCGUCCCUGGCCAAGAGAGAAGUCAAUCAUCAAGCCAUGGGCAUGAACGUCCAUCCCUACAUCCCUCCGGUAGACAAUUGGACAGAGCCCAACAGGCCGUGCCGAAUAGAACAACCUGUUACCCAGCAGGUGCCCACUUGUUCCUUUGCGGCCAAUAUUAAGGAAGAGACCAACUGCUGCAUGUAUUCGGACAAGAGGUCCAAGUUGGCCGCCUCUUCCGACGUUCCUUCCUACCAGAGGUUGGUCUCUGACUCGUGCCCCAUUGACAACCCCGAGGUCCCCGUCCCAGGGUAUUUCAGGCUGAGCCAGACCUACGCCGGGGGAAAAGCCCAAGAGUACCACAGCAGCCCUGAAGCCAGCUCCACGCUCAUGCUCCAGUUAAACCCGCGCGGCGCUUCCAAACCGCAGGUCGCCUCGCAAGCGCCGAUGGAGAAGAAAAUGAAUGAAAACCCCAGCGCCAACGCCAACGCCAACGCCCCCGGCCACAGUAGCGGCAGCGGCGGCCACCAGCACCAACACCCGCCGGAGAACUCCGCCAAAGCCUCCCCGCAAGUGGAAAGUCCCGAGUCUAAGUCCACGCUGCCGGACGAGCGGAGCUGCCUGGCCGAAGCCGCCGUCUCCAGCCCAGAAAGCCCAGGGAAAGAGAGCAAAGGUCGGUAUUGGUUUGCCAAGUUGGGAACGUCCUGUCAACCUUUUUUUCUUUUUUCUCUUUUUGGAUCUCUCUCUCUCUCUCUCGCCUGCCUCCCCCCCCCUCCAAUGCCGUGCCACGGAGGGAAUCUCCCCAAAAUGUCGUCGGGCCGCGGCACCCUCCGUAACUACUACGUGGACUCUCUCAUAGGCCCCGACACCGAGGAAGGAGGGUACGGAGGAAGAGCAGGCGGAGGCCCCGGCCCUUUCCUACCAGGAGGUCCCCCGUUCGCCGCUCCGCGGUUGCCUCCAGGUGUGGCGACCGAGGGAUCGGAGUUCUCCCCGUGCAGCUUCACCCCCAAGCCGUCCGUCUUCUCCUCCUGGCCGGCCCGUCCUCCUCCCGCUCAACCCUCUACCCCGCUGCCGAGCAUCUACGUGGCCCCGCCGCACCUCGGAGGGUCGGCCGAGGGGGGCAGGUACGUCCCUCCCUGGCUCGAUCCCUACGCUUCCUUUCGCGGCAACCACGCCGCCCUCUCGGCUGCGCCCGCCGUCUCCGACCGAGACCCCGUCGCAGCCCCCGGACGCCUCUACGGGAUCGGCAAGCCGGAGCCCGCCGCCUCCGCGUCGCUUGAGCCCCGAGCCUUCGCUUCCGCCGCCUCCGUCCCGUCCUUUGCCUCCGGUUCUCCAGCCCCACGGACGGAGAGCUUCUCGGCCGCCGACCGUUCCCGCGGGCCCGACUACACGUGCGACUCUUUUCUGGCAGCGGCGGCGACCGCCGGAUUGGCUGCCCCCGCUCUCGCUUCCCCGGCCAGCAACGCCAGUCUCAGCCCGGCCAAGCCAGCCUCCGGAGGCAGCCCUAGCCGCAGCCCGCUCAGCGACCUGAAGGAGGAAAAAGAGGAGCAGCAAUUUGGCCCAAAUAACCCGGCUGCAAACUGGAUUCAGGCUCGGUCCGCCAGGAAAAAGCGUUGCCCUUACACCAAAUUCCAGACUCUGGAACUGGAAAAGGAAUUCCUCUUUAAUAUGUACCUCACCCGAGAACGGCGCUAUGAAGUGGCCAGGAUUUUAACCCUCACGGAGAGGCAGGUUAAAAUCUGGUUCCAGAACCGCAGGAUGAAAAUGAAAAAAAUGAAUAAAGGGAAAAGGGAAUAAAGGAGACUUAAGACUUUGGGAGAUGUAUUUGUGAAAGUAUUGUAGCGUAUUAUUAUUAUGACGCACACAAUCACACAUGUAUACACAGCGCUGCAGCAAUUAAUUGUUCUCCAUGUUAUUUUCUCAGGUGCAUUAAUUUAAACUUUAGAUCAUAUCCAUUUUUUUUUUUAAAUGAAAGAUAUCAGCGAAUGUGGUGCUUGGUACUUUAGAAGGAAAAGGGGUGAAUGGGAAAGCUUUCUGUGAAAAGCUCGGGUUUUUUUCCUUUCCCCUUCCACUUGGCUUUGAGAUACAGUGUGUGCAUAUUGUUGGGGGGGGGUUAUUGUUUGAUGUGCUCUGCACAAGUGACUUAGGACACCCUCCUUUCCAAGGUCUUUGCCCAGAGUUACAGCAAAGUUAAGGAGCUUCAGGAUGGAGCUGAAGCAUAAAGCAAGCUUUUUUUUUUAAGGCAUUAGCACACAAAGCCUGCACUUCCUCAAAGACAGCUUGACUUGCCCCCCCCUCCCAAAUCUCUCUGGGUUCUGUAUACUUUGUUUUCCAAAAGUCAUGUCAGAGAGGAGGAUGAGCGUGGAUGGGGAUUCUUAUGUGAGGCUAACCUACAGUUAGAUUCACAGUCUGGGACUGCGGGAAACUUAGUAAUUCAAGUCUUAAUCAAGAACCUAAGAAUUAUUCAGGUAGUCUCUAGGAAUACAGGCAAUUCCAAGCAGGGUAGAUAUAUUUUCUUUCUUUCUAAAAUUCAGGGGGAUUAUUAUUAUUAUUAUGGUUGAUGAAAUAGCCAGAUGGUUUUUUUUAAGGUGAAAUCACAGCUGCCAGUUAUGAGACUGGCAUUCCUUCUCAUUGGGUUCUUCCCAAGAACCUAACAUGUCCUAAUUGUAAUCGUAAUCAGCAUGGUAUAUGUGUGGAUCCAAGCAGUGGCCUUUUGGAAUUGACAGAUGGAAAUGUUUGUCACUGAGAAGUUUUCUAAAUGCCACCCAAGAUGUUUUGGUAUGGCAUCAAGGGUGACAUUAUUAUUAUUAUUAUUAUUAUUAUUAUUAUUAUUAUUAUUAUUAUUAUUAUUAUUAUUAUUAUUAUUAUUAUUAUUAUUUAAACAUAGCUUCCUUUCUUCCAUGCGGUGUAUUAAGAGUGGCCUUGAAACUUUAUUAAUAUUCGUAGGCCUAAAACACUUUGGCUCACAGUCUGUAUUUUUGUUUGAUUUGCGAUCCUAUUUAAGAAUGAAUUAUUAUUAUCUGUUCACAACAAUGUGAAACACAUCUGCCAGUUCUUUAGUAGCUAGUGUUGGCCUUUAUACAUAUCGAGAUCUGCCGUAAGAUGCCUGUAAUAUAUUGGCGAAGUAUACAUGUGGCUCAAAACAGUGUGGCCUUUUAAGGUUGACAGAUGGAAAUGUUGCCGACGUUUUUCUAAGUGCAUCCAAGAUUUUUAGGGAAGGCACCCAGCAUGCUGAAAACCACUAGGACAGCCACAGCUGGUUUAUGCUAUAAUCUUUCCGUUCUGAUUUUCAGAUAAAGAAUUUUACAAUUCGUUAUCUUCUAUUAUUAAUUUUAUUGUUGUUCCCUGUUUUUUUGUUUGCUUGCUUGCGUGUAUAUGUCCUAGGUUCCAGAAUAAAAUUUGAGCUCAUGAAAA